AUGGACUAUGGAACACGCAGCAUCUCCAAAAUGAGAGGUCUGUGGCUCGGAGUCGUGUUUCUGACUCUGCUAUGCCGUUUGAGUUUUUCUCAGACAGCAACCACACCAUCACCCAAAGAAAGUGAACUGAAUGAUAACAUCACCGUAUUCACCCGGAUAUUAGAUGGAUUACUGGAUGGCUACGACAACCGACUUCGCCCUGGUUUGGGAGAGACGGUGACUGAGAUCAAGACAAAUAUUUUUGUCACAAGCUUUGGCCCCGUGUCUGACACUGAAAUGGAGUACACAAUAGACGUGUUCUUCCGCCAGAGCUGGAAGGACGAGCGUUUGCGCUUCAAAGGGCCCAUGGAUACACUGCCGCUGAACAACCUGCUGGCCAGCAACAUCUGGACACCUGACACCUUCUUCCUGAACGGCAAGAAGUCUGUAGCACACAACAUGACCACCCCCAACAAGCUCCUGCGGCUAAAGGAAGAUGGCACCCUUCUCUACACCAUGAGGUUGACCAUAUCAGCAGAAUGCCCCAUGCAGUUGGAGGACUUCCCUAUGGAUGCACACGCCUGCCCUCUCAAGUUUGGAAGCUACGCCUACCCCAUGUCGGAGGUGGUGUAUGUGUGGACGAGUGGGGCGGCCAAAUCGGUGGUGGUGGCGGAGGAUGGCUCGCGGCUCAACCAGUACCAUCUGACCGGACAGACUGCCGGCUCCGAGGAGAUCUCCACCAGCCGAGGUCAGUACACAGUCAUGAUGUGUCACUUCUACCUGAAGCGCAAGAUUGGCUACUUCGUGAUCCAGACCUACAUGCCGUGCUUCAUGACCGUCAUCCUCUCCCAGGUCUCCUUUUGGCUCAACCGGGAGUCCGUGCCUGCCAGGACUGUCUUUGGAGUGACCACUGUACUGACCAUGACCACGCUGAGCAUCAGUGCCCGUAACUCGCUGCCCAAAGUGGCCUAUGCCACCGCCAUGGACUGGUUCAUCGCUGUGUGCUACGCAUUCGUCUUCUCCGCGCUUAUCGAGUUCGCCACCGUGAACUACUUCACCAAGAGGAGCUGGGCCUGGGAUGGCAAGAAGGCUAUGGAGGCCCAACAGCCUAAGAGAAAGGACCCUCUGGCGCUCUCCAAGAAGCCCAACAACACCUGCUCGGCCGGGGUGAACUACGCCCCCAACCUGACCAAGGACACGGCCAUCGCCACCAUCUCCAACAGUACCGCCGUGCAGCUGAAGAGCGGCGAGCCCAAGCCGGCCAUCGACCCCAAAAAGACUUACAACAGCGUCAGCAAGAUCGACAAGAUGUCCCGGAUAGUCUUUCCUGUCCUCUUCGGGACAUUUAACCUGGUCUAUUGGGCCACCUAUCUGAACCGGGAAGUCAUCAAGGACCCCAUCUCUCCCACAUAA
Molecule: messenger RNA, 1392 nt
Organism: Engraulis encrasicolus (European anchovy)
Lineage: Eukaryota; Metazoa; Chordata; Actinopteri; Clupeiformes; Engraulidae
Gene: gabra5
Product: gamma-aminobutyric acid type A receptor subunit alpha5
Exons: 9
Coding region: 1-1392 (463 amino acids)
Biological process (GO): gamma-aminobutyric acid signaling pathway; nervous system process; regulation of postsynaptic membrane potential
Cellular component (GO): plasma membrane; neuron projection; synapse
Molecular function (GO): inhibitory extracellular ligand-gated monoatomic ion channel activity; GABA-A receptor activity; benzodiazepine receptor activity
Source: RefSeq, a predicted model, not a curated record